AUGGAGAAAAAACAUGAGGCGUGGAAAACCUUCACCGCGGAAGAGCGUGGCGUGUAUCUGGAUGAUGUAUUGUAUGCUUUGAGAAAUCAAAACUGGACUACGGAAGAGGAGCCUUGCUUGAACGAAACGUUGCUGGUAUUGCAAAAUUUGAAAAAUUUUACUUUACAAUCCGUGUGGCAAUGGGAUUCUAUUUCAUCCGAACCCCAAGGACUUUUGUAUGGCAAUCGAUACCAUCUCGGUAAUUUCGACCAAUGUAUAGAAGCACCCUGGUACGAUACCUAUCCUAAUUUGAGAAACCAGUACUGUCUCGCUGACAUUGUUCUCGAAAGAUCAGAUAAAACUCCUAGAAAGCGAGUUAAAGAGUUUUACAACCCAUAUCAAUCAGCUUUGGAUCUUAUAGAGCACCGUUCCCUCUUCAUGAGGCCUCUAAACUACUUGACGUGGGGCCUGUGCGUGCCAAGUUCCUGUCAACCGCAAUCAGUGCAACGCUUGCUAGGUAUAUUACUGGCGCAAAGCCACAUCGGUGCGGCAGGUUUGCGAGCUCGCAUCACAGUCAAUGAACCGUGCCAAAGCGUUGAUAAACCCAGAGAGUACGACGCACUUUUCUACUCGUUUAUUGGAGUAAUGACGUUUUUUGCAGCAGUAAUUUUAAUUUGUACAUACAUAAGACAUCAACGAUCGGUUCGUGACACACAGACAUUAGGUGAUGAAAUCAUCAAAGCGAUAUGUCUUAAAAGUAACGCACAGGAUCUGUUGAAAAUUAAUAAAGGUGGAAACGAAGUGUUUUAUGGUAUUCGAUUUUUGAACAUUUGUUUCAUAGUAUUAGAUCACCAGUUUGGUAUGGCUAACGGUGGCCCCAUUAGUAAUGGAGCUCAAGUUGACAAGGCUGCGUUGUCGAUUAUGGGCCUGCUUAUUUUACAUAAUGAUCUAUUCGUGGACACAUUUUUCCUCCUUUCCGGAUUUCUUGCCGCAACAGGCCUAUCAGCUUUUAAAAGAUUUCCUAAUCCAUUCAUUUUAAUUCUGAAGAGAUAUGUGAGGCUUGCAACGGCCUUCGCAGUUGUAAUUUUCUACGUUUGCGCCAUUUACCCAUUUACUGGAUCAGGUCCGUUGUGGAACAGGGCCAUAGCUUCUGACACCGAUCAGUGUCGCAAGAAUUGGUGGAUCAGCCUUCUCAUGCUAAACAAUUAUAUUGACAGCGAGAAUAUUUGCAUGGUCGUUACAUGGUAUAUCCCCUGUGACUUCCACUUCUUCACGGUCACAAUGCUGUUAUACUGGUUGUAUAGAACGCACGCAAGGCUUGGUAUAACUUGUGCAGUUGUUGUAUCUAUAGCCGCCAUAAUAACGCCAGGAAUUGUCAACUACCUUAAUCAACUUCCCCCUAUACAACUUUUCACUUAUGACUUCCUAACAAAUCCUCGGAGUCUCAAGCAGUUCCAUUUGACUUAUAUCAAAAGUCACACCCGCUACGCUUCGUACCUCGUUGGCUUCUACAGUGGCCUCAUUUUUACCCUGUUGAAAAGCUUUCUCAGUUGGUACCCUUGGGUCCCACUGAGUCGACUCAGCUACGGCUUGUACCUCACACACGCAAUAAUCAUUACUCGCAAUGUCUUCAGCACCAGGGUCUCUCAGCACGCUGAUAUCUUCUUCUUUCUUAUUCAGACGGCUGGCGUUAUAGUCUGGGGUUGCUUGGCCUCCCUUAUUAUUUUGGUAUUGGUCGAACUUCCUGUGAACAACUUGAUAUCUUUGUGCUUUAAAAAGAGAUCGAAUUUAGAAGAUAAUCAACCAAAAAUAAAAGAAAAUCAUCAGCAUCGUAACAUUGAAGCAGGCACUGGGAUAGAAAAUGCAGGCUUCAUGCAAGAAAAUCUAAUUUCCCCGACUAAAAUAGUUGUCAAAUUUUAA
Molecule: messenger RNA, 1899 nt
Organism: Parnassius apollo (apollo)
Lineage: Eukaryota; Metazoa; Arthropoda; Insecta; Lepidoptera; Papilionidae
Source: the annotation of a GenBank genome assembly